This is a messenger RNA of Lathyrus sativus (Indian pea), 276 nucleotides long. Lineage: Eukaryota; Viridiplantae; Streptophyta; Magnoliopsida; Fabales; Fabaceae. The record is from the annotation of a GenBank genome assembly.
AUGUUUAUGUCUAUGUUCAGCCACUUCGAUAUCUCGCAGGGCAAGAAGUGGAAUUUUUCUUUUGGUUUUGACCCAGUGGUAAAGGAUGGAAAUCUAAAGUCCUGUAAGGAAGCAACUUCUUCACCCGUGGCCGCUGAAUCAAAAACCACUGUGAAAGAUGAUCUGAAAACAUUAAUGCCCGGUGGGGAUAAGAAAAACCCGACCCGUUUGAGAACGAGGUUCGCACCGGAGUUUGAUGGACUACACUGCUUUGAAUGCAUUGUACCUUCUGCUUGA